AUGGUCCGCAACCCAAGAUACACAUUUGAGCUCGAGGAGCUCGUUCGUCGCUACCUGCAAGAGGCUCAAAAUGCAAGCUCCAAGCUAUGCGUCGAGGACUUGAAUCAGCUCAUAACGGCGAACGGGCACGGUGAUGGGUUGGGAAAGGGACAAUUUAACUAUCUGAAAACAAGGUUUCGGAACGGUGAACUUGGGUAUGUUCCUCCCCUUUCUGCUGGUUUACUUGAUCCCUCUGCCGGCCCACAGACGGGCAAUGCCGUGACCAAUAUUCCCAAACCUGACCCGGCUGGCCCAAAGACUCCAGUGAGCCUUGUUGCAACUACUGUCAAGCCAGCCGUUAUUCCUGACCGGCCUGUCAAACCUACACCUCAACGACCCGCCCCAGAGGCCCCUCCGUAUCCCAAAAGCCUCCAAGUCUUUCCCGCCCUUGGGCUGCCACCGACCGGUAGCCACCGCAAGGCAGACUUGGCCUUAUUGCAAUCGAAACGCCCACGCAGCCAUGAAUAUCCGGGAACAACCCACUUUGGGGACACCAGCAGCUCCGGAUCUCCAUCACCAGUGCAGCCGGCGUUGGACUUGUCCAAGGCUUAUGACACAGCCAGGACAUCUGCGCUUCUCCCCUCGAAGCCGCCCGCAGACGUGCUGCCACAGCCGCAAGCCGAGAAGGUGGUAUCGCAGGACCCCAUGAUCGGCCAUGAGCCCACAGGCCCUUUACCGUUUAUGCAGGCUGGUGUGAAGGGACAGAUGAAAGAGGGAGUCAACCAUGAGCCUGGCGACAGUAGCUUUCAAGCUGGCUUUAUGCAGUCUUUCGGUUCAAAAAUUGAAUUGUCUGCUAGUGCCCGCGAGAAACUGAGGAUCAUUCUCGAACCAGUCAAGUCUUUUGAACAUCCUCCCCUUGGACUGCUUCCAUCUAGUAUCUUCUUCAAUGCCCCGGGCAAUUGGGGUCAGCAACCGCAGUCAACCAACGCAGCCUCCGGUCCCAUGGAGCAGAGAAUCUCGCAAUCACCACAGGUCCCAGACCAGCAGCCCACGGGCAGCGGCCAGGAACCUCCCCGACCUUCAAACGUUCUUCAAACCACCAAGUCCACAAGUUCCCCCGGAAGCACGACGUUGAAGUCAAACAUGCUGCCGCCAGAUGGACUGACGCACCCCCUGCCAGCCAAACCCGUCAUCGACGCGUCACAGCCAAAGCGGCUCAAGCAGUCAGCCUGGCACGAGCCCGGCUUCUUCUACAUGCCGACGAGCGGUAGCGCCCAGGAAAACAUCGCGAGCGCUCAGAAGGCGAACAUGCGCAUGUCCCAGGCUAGGUCGUUCCCGUCGAGCCCCAUCGUCGGUCCCGCGGGCUAUACUGGUGUAGGCUCCAAGGCCGCCAGCCACGCCACUGUUGGCCUGGCAGGGGGUUUGAGGUCUGAUAUCCUUGGCCCGAACUCUGGCGUGCCGAACCUUGGUGGGCUGGUCAUGCCUGUUGCGCCAUCGGGAACCGGAGGUCAGUCCGGUAGCAAGCGAAGGUUCUCUCACGUGGAGGGCGGAGGUACCGCUCACGGCGGCAAUAGUGAGCUUCACAUGGGUACAGCUGUCCAUCGGCAGGCAGGCGGCGUCGCAAAGCAGGGUUCGACACAUUUUGGUUCCUACCCUCCUCUGGACAUGUAUUCCUCUGGUAAAAAUCCAGCUUCUGGUGGAAACACCCAGGACUUAAAUCAGCAUGGCAACAAUGGACAUACUUCUGCUACCCGCAGCGGCCGAAUCGAGUCGAGAAGCUUUGUUCUGGGCGCCGGCAAAGACGGCGUCAAAAAAGAGCCCGUCAAGUCAGAGUGGUCCAAAAGCCCUACACAGCUCUUGGUCCUUUCUCCCCACACGGAGAAUGAAGAGAAGAUCUUGUCAGGGCAGCCAAGCGGCAAUUCCACUGCCGAGAACCCUGAUGCAGAUACUGUCAUGACGGAUGAUGCCCUGGCCGGCCUGUCAAAAUAUACAGACGAAGAGCUUUCCGCUGCCGCUAUGAUGGACAACGACGUUAUUGCGCCGGACAACAGUCUUGUCGCGACUGGAGGCGGAACAGGUGAGUGCGGGGGCCCCUUUACUCGACGGCUGGCUUACCAAGGACCUGCUGUACUACAUGCUCAACAAACAAACAGUCAAGAGAAGUCCACUAACCCUGUAACAUUGCCACGGAACCGUCUAGCGUAUCCUCCAGCCGAGAAUCACAUCGGCUGCGGCGCUCCAUCGGGCAUAAUGCCCAAAAACGCACCAAACCUCGACGCUGAGCCCGCACCCAUACACUACGUCGCGCCGCCGGAUCCGGGACCUGUGGAUGUGUACCUGUGCGGUCCUGGCGCCGGGCCGUGCCCGAUCUCGUCGGCCGUCGUCCACUUCCACUGCCGGCGCAACGGAACCGUCAUCUUUAGUGGCAUGGGCGACUUCCAGGUGGCGGCCAUCAUGUAUCAGCGCUCGGAGCAGUGGCAGAGCCGCGCGGGGCCGGAUGCGGUGAAUGCAGCUGAGAUUUGA
Molecule: messenger RNA, 2502 nt
Organism: Pyricularia pennisetigena
Lineage: Eukaryota; Fungi; Ascomycota; Sordariomycetes; Magnaporthales; Pyriculariaceae
Exons: 3
Coding region: 1-2502 (833 amino acids)
Source: RefSeq, a predicted model, not a curated record